Messenger RNA from Striga hermonthica, 1635 nucleotides. The record is from the annotation of a GenBank genome assembly. Lineage: Eukaryota; Viridiplantae; Streptophyta; Magnoliopsida; Lamiales; Orobanchaceae.
AUGUUCCUUCGUGCUUCUCUCCAUUUGGGGCUCAGUUUUGCCGUUUUCUUCUUACUUGAGUUCUUGGUAUCAAACCCGAAAAUUGCUCUUGCUCGUAAAGGCCAGAAGGUCGUAGCCCGUCAUGGAAUCGUGGCUACUGAUGAAACAGAAUGCUCUAAAAUCGGACGCGAUAUACUUCAACGAGGAGGCCAUGCCGUUGAUGCGGCUGUGGGGGCCACACUCUGCCUGGGGGUCGUCAGCCCAUCCUUCAGUGGUCUUGGUGGAGGAGGGUUUAUGCUGGUCAGGUCAUCUAAUGGCGAAGCAAAAGUGUUCGACAUGAGAGAAAUAACACCCGGACGAGCUUCCAAGGAAAUGUUUGAUCGGGACCUUUCAAAGUGGAAAACUGGUCCUCUGUCGAUAGCUGUGCCGGGACAGCUUGCCGGGCUCUACACGGCCUACAGGAAAUACAGAAAGCUUCUAUGGGAAUCAAUCUUGUCAUGGCUGACAAGGAGCUUAACAUUCGCCCCAAAUGGGGAGCUUUUGUUUCCCGGAAAACUCGUCCGAAUGGGAAAAUUGGCAAACACAUUGGAAGCCAUAGCGAAAUGGGGAAUGAACAUUUUCUACAAUGGGUCCAUGGGAGAGGCCCUGGCCAAGGAAAUUCAAAAGUUCGGUGGAAUAAUUACGAAAGAAGACUUCCAAAAGUAUUGGGUUGUUCAACGGAGACCUUUGGUGGCCCGAGUGAUGGGUUACAAAUUAGUGACGGUGCCGCCUCCUGCUUCAGGGGGUGCCAUGAUAUUUCUUAUUUUGAACAUUCUCGCUAAUUACAACUGCAAAAGUGCUACUAGCGUUCCCAUGUCGUUGGCUAUGCAUCGUCUUGUUCAGGCAUUUAAAUACGCCCUGGCUCAGAGGAUGGAUCUUGGAGAUCCUGCAUUUGUGAAUGUCACUUGUGUCUUGAAAAACAUGACCUCUAAAAGAUAUGCCCGGAAGUUGAAAAAUCUUAUAGACGACAACAAAACAUUUGAUUCUGCUCAUUAUGAUAGCAAGUGGAGUUCGGUGCACGAUCACGGGACAACCCAUAUUUGUGUGGUGGAUGAUAAACGUAAUGUUGUUUCAAUGACAUUAAGUCUGAACACACUAUUUGGGUCGAAACUGGUAUCACCAAGUACUGGGAUAUAUCUGAACAAUCAAAUGUACGAUUUUUCCAUCCCCAUAUCAACCGUCCCUCCACCAGCACCGGCCAAUUUUAUUCAACCAUUUAAGAGACCUUUGUCGUCAAUGGGGCCUACCAUUCUUCUGAAGGAUGGAAAGGUAAAGGCAGUGAUAGGUGCAGCCGGAGGUUUGCUAAUACCCGAUGCCGUGACGCAGGUGUUAAUGAAUCACCUAAAAUAUAGAAUGGAUACGUUUAGUGAGGUCAAGGCUGCAAGAUUUUACCACAAGCUAAAUCCGAAUGUGCUCUACCUUGAGAACUACACAUCAAGGUUUGGAGAUUACUAUGGAUAUAAUUCUAGCAUACAGGCCGAGUUGAGACAAAAGGGCCAUGCCUUGGAAGGGGCUUGUCGUUGGACAUCGUGCCAAUUUGUGAUUCAAAUGUUUAAAGGUGCGAAUGCUGGAAAACUCGUUGCUGUUAGUGAUCCGAGAAAAGGAAUGAAGCUCUGA